This is a messenger RNA of Suncus etruscus (white-toothed pygmy shrew), 720 nucleotides long. It is a transcript of the gene BRD3OS, whose product is annotated as BRD3 opposite strand. The transcript has a single exon. The record is from RefSeq and is a predicted model, not a curated record. The coding region runs from base 461 to 712 and encodes 83 amino acids. Lineage: Eukaryota; Metazoa; Chordata; Mammalia; Eulipotyphla; Soricidae.
UUCCCCCGCUGACCUGUUUCUUUGCUUCUUUGCAGUCUCGGGAGACCCCUGCUUGGACAGGAAGCUCCCAGCUCUCAGCACAGAGCCCGGAGAGGGACUCCAGCUAGAGUGAUCAGCCGGAGAGGCUGCCUAGAUAAGCCCCACACUGCUACCAGCUUGGCGUAAGGUCCACCCCAACCGCGGGCAUCGAUGGAGGCUCUUGGCCACCGGCCCUGGACGCACAUCUGCUGUGCGCUGCCAGGGCCUCUGGGCCAGGACCGUGGGCAUCUCGCCCAGGUGCCCUCGUGGGCCCAGGACCCAGAGUGAAGCGCUGCCCUCUGGUUGCACGCCUUUCUUCCAUGUCGCCUGACGUUUCCCAGCGGCCAGGCAGACACCGAAAGGCUGCAGCCCCCGCGGUCUCCACCUAAACGAUCCCUCCCGGGGUCGUGGCCUGGUGAAAAGGGGGUGCCCUACAGCUGGCAUGAGCGGCCGCGCGCCUCUGGCCCAGCUCGCUUUGUCCGAAGGCCACGCGCGACUCCGCUACAGGGACACGUCCCUGCUAGUAUGGCAACAGCAGCAGCGACAGCUGGAGUCGGGGCCACCCGGGACCUACCUGAGCCGCAGCCGCAGCAUGUGGUACUCACAGUUCGGCAACGAUGCUGUCUUGGUUCGCGACCGUGAACGGAGCAGAGUGCGCGACACCGGCCGGUCCAAGUUCUGCACCGUGAUGUGACUCCUGGG